AUCAUAUAAAGACCUAAUAUUUUCAGAAGAAGAAAAUGAAUAUAACUAUUUUAGAAAUUCACCGUUGGGGAUUAAAUUAGUAUAUAUAUAAUCUCCAAAUGUAAAAAAUGGAUAUAACAACCGCAAUUAUUGUCAUAUUCGUUAUUUACGGCAUAUUAAUGUUCUUUGAUAAUUUUUUCAAAACAUGCGCCCAUUAUCCCUACAUCAAAUUUUUAGAAGGAACAGGAUUUCAAAUAAAAUUUUUAACAAUAAAAUGGCAAACUAAAGCUUUUAAUAGGACUAUUAUUCGAUGGGGUUCCAACAAACCACAUUUUUGGAAUGCGUGGUUUAACACAGGUCUUUACGUUAAUUUAGUAUUUCUACCAAUAUCUAUUACUUUAUUAUUAUAUAGUAUACUUCAACAUUUUUUAAUAAGUAAUGAACAAAAUUCGAAUUUUGUAUUAGAACCAGUUAUACCAGGAUUUAAUUUACCUGCAUCUGAAAUUGGUUAUUAUAGCGCUACUUUAAUCGUUGCUAGUAUAGUACACGAACUAGGACAUGCUUUAGCUGCUGUAAUGGAAGAUGUGAAUUUAAUAGACGUCGGUGUUAGUAUAUUUUUUAUACUGCCUGUAGCUUAUGUAAAUUUAGCUACAGAGAAACUAUUUUCAAUUGAACGUAAAAAAACUCUUCGAAUUCUUUGUGCUGGUAUUUGGCAUAACGUCGUACUUUCCACGAUAGCUUUAAUCUUAUAUUUACUACUGCCUUUAAUAUUUAGUGGUAAUUUUUACGUAAAUAACGGCGUUACUGUAACAAAUGUAGCGAAAAAUUCACCCCUUAUAGGAAGUAAAGGUUUAGUGCUGGGUGAUGUGAUUUUAAAAAUAAACAAUUGCAGAAUAUCAAACGAAGAAAGUUAUUAUGAGUGUUUUAAUGAUAUGAACACUCAUCAAGUAGCGUUUUGCAUUGACGCUGAGUUAAUUCAUAAUUUAGACGAAAGUAUACCGUUAAAACAUUCUACUAAUGGGAAUUUGGAUUGUUGUGACGGUACUAAAUUCGAAAAUAUUUGUUUCGAAUAUUUAGAAAAUAAUGAUAGAAUAUUGGAACUCCCUGCCCAUGUUUGCUUACCGGCGAGAAAAGUUAUAGAAAAAUCAACUUUUUGUACACAAACUCUUCAUGUUUGCCCAAAAAAUAAGUAUUGUUUCAAACCGAUGCCGGGGAAUUCUACAUAUUUAAUGAAAUUAACUUGUAAGAAUAAGAUUGUUAUAUAUUUAGGGCACCCUGGGGAUGUGUAUAAAUCCGUACAAAUCUCCCCAUAUAUUCCAAAAUUUAUUUUUACUACAACAAUUGUACCAGAUUGUAUAACAAAGUUUACCAAAUACAUCGUGGUUAUUUCUUUUGGACUUGCCGUCGUUAAUAUAAUACCUUUUAUGUAUAUGGAUGGUCAGUAUAUAUUAGAAGUUUUGGGGUACAUUUUACUUCGAAAAAAAAUGGGAAAGACUCAAUAUAAGGUUACUGUAUCGGUAAUAACAGUUUUUUUCACUUUAAUAUUAUUUAUUCACUGUAUAACGUUUUUGUAUAAACAAAUUUUUAUAUAAUAAACUAUUUUGUUAAAUUUAA
Molecule: messenger RNA, 1593 nt
Organism: Diorhabda carinulata
Lineage: Eukaryota; Metazoa; Arthropoda; Insecta; Coleoptera; Chrysomelidae
Gene: S2P
Product: membrane-bound transcription factor site-2 protease
Exons: 2
Coding region: 108-1571 (487 amino acids)
Biological process (GO): regulation of response to endoplasmic reticulum stress; membrane protein intracellular domain proteolysis
Cellular component (GO): membrane; cytoplasm
Molecular function (GO): metalloendopeptidase activity; protein binding
Source: RefSeq, a predicted model, not a curated record